UUUGGAUCACAGAACACUAUAUCUGCAUGGAAUAUGAUGCAAUUGGCAAUGGCUUUAGAGGGUUGUGGCAAGAAUUUCAUUUGGGUUGUUAGGCCACCAUUAGGCUUUGACAUAAACUCUGAAUUUAGAGCCAAUGAAUGGUUGCCUCAAGGAUUUGAAGAGAGAAUCAAAGACUCAGGAUGUGGACUAUUGGUUCAUAAAUGGGCACCCCAGGUGGAGAUUUUAUCUCACAAAUCUUUAUCUACAUUUUUGAGUCAUUGUGGAUGGAACUCUGUGCUUGAAUCACUGAGCCAUGGCGUGCCAAUGAUAGGGUGGCCAGUGGCAGCAGAGCAGUUUUAUAAUGUAAAAUUGUUGGAAGACAUGAUUGGAGUAUGUGUGGAGGUUGCUAGAGAGAAGAGGAGUGAGGUUUUUCAUGAAGAUAUAGUGGAAAAAAUUAAGUUGGUGAUGAAUGAGAGUGAGAAGGGAAAGGAAAUGAGAGGGAAAGCUUUGCAAGUUAAGGCGAUAAUUAACAAUGCUAUCAAAGAUGAGGGAAAUUCUAAAGGGUCUUCUAUGGACGCCAUGGAUAAAUUCUUGAAUGCUGCAUUGAAUUUGAAAACAAAGGGGAAAUUCAACAAUGAGGUUUGAG
Molecule: messenger RNA, 625 nt
Organism: Pistacia vera
Lineage: Eukaryota; Viridiplantae; Streptophyta; Magnoliopsida; Sapindales; Anacardiaceae
Product: UDP-glycosyltransferase 92A1-like
Exons: 1
Coding region: 34-624 (196 amino acids)
Molecular function (GO): UDP-glycosyltransferase activity
Source: RefSeq, a predicted model, not a curated record